AUGGCCCAACACUUGGAUGUGAUUGGCGGGGACCAAAAGGAGCCACGACAUUACGGCAAGCUCUUCUGGAGGUUUGUUACCUACUUAAAGGAUUACUGUGCCAAUUGUACUUUGGCCGGCUUUGCCUAUAUUGCCAAUCACAGGCUGCAUCCCACGGAACGAAUUUUUUGGCUAUUUUGUGUGAUGGUUUCGUCUUUCGGUUGCUAUUGGCUAAUUAGAGAAUAUCAAGACAGUUUCCCAACCAGAGCCGUUAGCAUUGUCUAUGAGAGCUUGCCGCCCUUUUCCAAGUGGAAAUUUCCUACCGUCAGCGUUUGCGAAGUUGUCUACAAAUAUCAAAUGGGCACAAAGGUGGAGGAAUAUGUCGAAAGCUUGGGCGGCGAUGCAGAUGGAGGAUAUAAUUAUGAAAUAGAGACCUAUGUGUCAUAUCUUUUAUUUCCUCAUCAAUAUCAUGAGGGAAACAUAAGAGGUCACUGUAAUCCGAUUCCCAAUUGUCCGCAAUGCGGUCAGUGUCCCAAGGAUAAUAAUCGUCAAAUUCUCACAUGGUAUGGAUCCAAUUGUACAGACAUGUUUCAGGAAUGUCGCCUUUCAGACAAAGUAUUCGACUGUUGUCGUUACUUCUUGCCUUUAAUCACUCCUUACGGUCGUUGCUUCAUGUUGAACUCUCUUCAAAAUAAUCGUCAUGGCUCGAAGAACUGGCUACCCACAGACUUGGAUCCCGCCAACCAGCUGGCGAAGAUGCAGUUGAUCACCAAAUUGCCGGUUCAGGUGAAUCUAAUGAACGCAGAGGAUAUUCCGCACACAGCUCUUUCCCCGAUCGGAGUCACGGUUACGGAUCCGGGACAGCACAAGCUGUUUCAGUUCCACCGGGAGACCAUGGAAAAUGAUCCAGAUGUCGUUGAGAUUCCACCAAAGAUUCGAAGCUGCCUCUUUCCAGAGGAGAAUCUACCGUCCAGCGUUUAUCGGGCCUACAGCUUCAGUACCUGUAUCACCGAUUGCACCAGAAACUUCCAGAUGGAGAAGUGCAAUUGCACCCACUUUAUUAUGAACCCCAUGUCCGAUCCACGCUAUCCUGACUGCGACUUGGAUGGUCUUUACUGUCUGGAGAUAAACAAUGUGGUGAAGCCGGAUGGUAAACUCCUCUUGAACAAUAACAAGGGCUAUAAGGAGAGUUGUGGCUGUCUGCCAUCCUGCAAUGAUGGCGAUAUUCAAGCGGUUUAUGAAGCGAUUUCAGUAUUUGAUAAAAGCACCACGACACGUAACAUAACACUGGUCAUGCCCGCCCUCCCAACUGAUCAGUAUCGCCGGCAGGCUCUGCGUACCAAUCUGGAUGUAGUAGUUUCCAUGGGCGGCAUGCUGGGCCUUUUCCUGGGCGCCAGUAUCUUAAGUGGAAUCGAAUUUAUAUACUAUUUUACAGUGAGAGCCUAUAACAAUGCACGGCAAGAACAUGAAGCUCAUGAGUAA
Molecule: messenger RNA, 1461 nt
Organism: Drosophila bipectinata
Lineage: Eukaryota; Metazoa; Arthropoda; Insecta; Diptera; Drosophilidae
Gene: ppk15
Product: pickpocket 15
Biological process (GO): sodium ion transmembrane transport
Cellular component (GO): plasma membrane
Molecular function (GO): ligand-gated sodium channel activity
Source: RefSeq, a predicted model, not a curated record